AUGGCGAUCGCUGCCGAGAACCAAGCCCAAGAGAAGGCUUCUUCGGAGGUUUCAGCGACGGAGACAAGAAGAUGGACGCUCAAUGACUUCGACAUUGGAAAGCCUCUUGGCCGAGGAAAGUUUGGUCACGUCUAUUUGGCAAGAGAGAAACGGAGCAAUCACAUUGUGGCACUUAAAGUCCUCUUUAAGAGCCAGCUGCAACAGUCUCAGGUUGAACAUCAGCUUCGUCGGGAAGUUGAAAUACAAAGUCAUCUUCGACAUCCCAAUAUCUUACGCCUUUAUGGGUACUUUUACGAUCAGAAACGAGUUUAUUUGAUUUUAGAAUAUGCUGCCAAAGGUGAACUAUACAAGGAACUUCAGAAGUGUAAAUACUUCAGUGAAAGACGUGCUGCCACUUAUGUUGCAUCGUUGGCACGGGCCCUUAUAUACUGCCAUGGAAAGCACGUAAUUCACAGAGAUAUCAAGCCAGAGAACCUUCUAAUUGGUGCACAGGGUGAACUCAAGAUAGCAGAUUUUGGGUGGUCAGUGCAUACAUUCAACCGCAGGCGGACCAUGUGUGGUACUCUUGAUUACCUCCCUCCUGAGAUGGUGGAGAGCGUAGAGCAUGAUGCUAGUGUGGAUAUCUGGAGCCUUGGUGUCCUGUGCUAUGAGUUUCUCUAUGGAGUCCCGCCUUUUGAGGCCAAAGAGCAUUCAGAUACAUAUAGAAGGAUUGUUCAAGUGGAUCUAAAGUUUCCUCCUAAACCAAUUGUCUCUUCUCAUGCAAAGGACCUUAUUAGUCAGAUGCUUGUGAAGGACUCUUCUCAACGCCUGCAAUUGCACAAGCUUCUAGAACAUCCAUGGAUUGUUCAGAACGCGGAGCCCUCUGGCGUAUAUAGGAUAUAA
Messenger RNA from Prunus armeniaca (apricot), 882 nucleotides. The record is from the annotation of a GenBank genome assembly. NCBI's taxonomy places the organism in Eukaryota, Viridiplantae, Streptophyta, Magnoliopsida, Rosales, Rosaceae.